This is a messenger RNA of Recurvomyces mirabilis, 1512 nucleotides long. RefSeq lists its product as uncharacterized. The transcript is spliced from 2 exons. The record is from RefSeq and is a predicted model, not a curated record. Gene Ontology annotation, molecular function: zinc ion binding; DNA-binding transcription factor activity, RNA polymerase II-specific. NCBI's taxonomy places the organism in Eukaryota, Fungi, Ascomycota, Dothideomycetes, Mycosphaerellales, Teratosphaeriaceae. Gene Ontology annotation, biological process: regulation of DNA-templated transcription. Bases 1 to 1512 code for a protein of 503 amino acids.
AUGUUCCUCCUACUAGCUUCUAAUGGAGUCGACCAUCCGGGUCACUUCAAGGCCAACACGGAGAGCCUAAUCCGCAAAGUCCGCUGUAAUGGUGAGCCUCGUUGUCAGCAGUGCUCUCAUCUCGAUCUAAAGUGCAUAUACGCUACACGCCAAGCACGGAAAACAACUCUCGACCGCGGCAAGCACGUGCGAGACUGGGCAAAUAGGCAGGAUGGUGAGCUUGUCCGUCAACGACCACUUCUUUCUGCAGAAGAUGCCACUAUCACCUCAUCGCCCUCCUCAGCCACUAGUGGGGGGCAUACCGACCAGUUCUUCCGCGGUUUCCUUCAAAACUAUGAGCUCUACGUCUACCCCUUCCAUCCGAUCAUAUCGACUGUGGAGGUGUCUCUUGCGAUUGACCAGAUGCAAAAUAGUCGAGAGGCGCGCGCCUUCGUCUACUCCAUGGUCUGUGUCACCUUGACCCACUCAGCGCUAGAUGCGUUCGCGUCCGACAUCCUAUCGCAAUGCAGAUACUGGGUUUGCGAGGCCAUAAAAUUGCAGGAUCCCAUCUUUUCCGUGGGUGAGAUGACAGUCCGGCGGAUCCUCACCAUCGAAUUCUUCCAUGUGUGUCUGAUGGGCCUCGGAGAACACGAUCUUGGCCACUUCUACCUCAGACAAGCCGCAGCCAUGCUCCAAACUCUGCAGGUGUGGCUUCCUAGGCCGUCGGACGUUCUUAUACCGUUCGAAUUGGCUCGUCGCCAACGUCUCUACUGCUUGCUAUUUGUGCAUGAACGGUUCCACGCUCUUGCACACCAGCACGAGCUGAACUUUCCUGCCUUACCGGGUCUGCCACCAUCUGACAGCAGCAUACCCGCUGGCGUCGACCAUGGCUUUCGUCAGAUCGUCGCACUAUUCGGCCACAUCGACUCUGACCUCAUCGCAAUCCAUAGCAACAAGUCCGUCAGACAUGUGACGAACAUGGCCGGGUGGAUCGAGACCAACUCACGAGCCAUCCAACAAGAACAUGUUGGUGAGCUUGAUGACGAUGCCUUAUUGUCCGAUGUCCAGCUGGCAGACAUCAUCAUUACGAAACACUGGCUUCAUAUGCUCGUCUGGCAGAUUGCAGUCUCGCAAUGCUUGCUCUCGUCCCAAGCAGCGCACGAUAUGUCGAUGUCGCUCUUGCUACCCGUCCGCGUCUCAUCCCAGCUGCGAAAAAUUCUAGCGAUAGUCUCGAAGAGGACUGUGCUGGUCCACGGCACAUCUAUGCAGAUGAAACUCUUCGAGAUCACGGACACUAUCGCAAGUGUAGUUGCCACUGUACCUGGAACCUCGGAAGAAGACACGCGCGGCUGGCUAGAAGACUUUGUGUUCUUGCUUAGCUAUCUCUACUCUCUGCCAGGAAUGCACGAAAGGCAGGCAAGUGUGCUCAGAGACAAGCUAGAACGCUUGCGGGAUAUGUUUCCAGAGCACGCAGCAAUGCUGUCUGAACUUGAACAAACUCAAACCAGCCCGUUCUCGAUCACGAGUAUAUGA